Molecule: messenger RNA, 1698 nt
Organism: Zymoseptoria tritici IPO323
Lineage: Eukaryota; Fungi; Ascomycota; Dothideomycetes; Mycosphaerellales; Mycosphaerellaceae
Exons: 2
Coding region: 142-1698 (518 amino acids)
Molecular function (GO): acid phosphatase activity
Source: RefSeq, a predicted model, not a curated record
CAUCAGCCGUGACCCAAUGGUCAGACGCACGCGGUCCCUAAUCCGCGCGCUGGUGGAGCCGCUACAAUAGGCACAUCAAGACGUGAAUAGCCGGAGCUUCAAGUGCGUGCUUGUUGCGACUUGCAUGAGCUUACCAGAUAGAUGCACUUUCGGGACUUGAUAAUGACUCCGGGAAAGAAGGAUGGAGAUCGGCGGAGGUACAAGUAUGAGCGACUGGGUCGCGAGAGGGAGUCUUCUUUACUGCGGACUUCCUCUCGAUUAGAGAAGCUCAAGAGAGUUGGUCUGCUGGGCAUCAUGGUUUUAGCAUUGGGCUUUGUGGCGGUUUUGCUUGUUUCUGGGUCUUCGGCUUCUCCGCCAACGUAUGGUGGUCGUAGUUGCGAUUCUGUUCAGAAUGGCUACCAAUGCCAGCCAAGAAUCUCACACUUCUGGGGACAAUACAGUCCGUGGUUCAGCGUAGAGUCGAGUAUUCCCAACCAAGUCCCGCCCAAAUGUGAGAUCAGCUUCGCUCAAGUGCUCUCCCGUCACGGCGCAAGAGAUCCUACUGCUUCCAAGUCGAAGGCGUACAACGCGACCGUCCAAAAGGUGCACGCCACCGCAAAGUCUUACCCAGGAAACUACGCGUUCCUCAAGGACUAUGAGUACACACUGGGAGCCGACCAGCUCACGCUCUUCGGCGAACAGCAGAUGAUCAACUCGGGUACAAAUUACUACCAGCGCUACCAACAUCUCGCUUCUAAGUGCACACCUUUCAUCCGCUCAGCCUCCGAAGCUCGCGUUGUCGAGUCUGCUCAGAACUGGACUCAAGGAUUCCAUGCUGCCAAAACAGCCGAUCGCUCGAGCAAGCCCAAUGGAGACUCUACCUAUCCCUACCCCAUGGUCGUCAUCUCCGAGGCCUCGGGCUCCAACAACACUCUCAAUCACGACCUUUGCACCGCCUUCGAAGAUGGGCCGGACAGCACCAUCGCCGCCAAUGCGCAAAAGACCUGGUCGAACAUUUUCGUUCCUCCCAUCCAAAAGCGUCUCAACAACGAUCUCGGCGGAGCAAAUCUCAUACUUACCGAUGUCGUCUACAUGAUGGACCUCUGCCCUUUCUCCACUGUCGCCUCUCCUGGAGGGCAAAUUUCUCCAUUCUGCGACCUCUUCACAGAAAGUGAAUGGCAUCAAUACAACUACUACGAGUCGCUGAACAAGCACUAUGGCUACUCGCACGGCAACCCUCUCGGUCCCACUCAAGGAGUUGGUUUCGUGAACGAACUGAUCGCUCGGAUGACAAGCAAACCCGUGCAGGACCACACGUCUACCAACCACACUCUUGACGACAACAUGGCGACGUUCCCGCUCGGAAGGGAGUUGUACGCGGACUUUAGCCAUGACAAUGAUAUGACCGCCAUCUACUCGGCCUUGGGGUUGUACAAUACUUCCACCACGGCUCCCUUGCCGAAUACGACCGUUGUCGAAGCUGGUGGUGCAGGAGGGUAUAGUGCGGCGUGGACGGUCCCAUUCGGAGCGAGGGUCUACUUUGAAAAGAUGCAGUGCAAGGGAGAGAAGGAGGAGCUCGUGAGGGUCAUUGUCAAUGAUCGCGUGGUGCCGCUAGCCAUGUGUGAAGCAGAUCGCCUAGGACGGUGUAAGCUAGGCAAGUUCGUGGAGGGAUUGGCGUUUGCCAGGAACGGCGGGAAGUGGGAUCAGUGUUUCAAGUAA